Molecule: messenger RNA, 1673 nt
Organism: Paramacrobiotus metropolitanus
Lineage: Eukaryota; Metazoa; Tardigrada; Eutardigrada; Parachela; Macrobiotidae
Product: V-type proton ATPase subunit d-like
Exons: 6
Coding region: 258-1328 (356 amino acids)
Biological process (GO): vacuolar transport; vacuolar acidification; proton transmembrane transport
Cellular component (GO): lysosomal membrane; vacuolar proton-transporting V-type ATPase complex; proton-transporting V-type ATPase, V0 domain
Molecular function (GO): proton-transporting ATPase activity, rotational mechanism
Source: RefSeq, a predicted model, not a curated record
GUCCUGGUGCAUUUGGGAAAACAGUGCAUUUCUACUCGCUAGUCACCAGUCACACCAGAGACCAGAUGUUACGAAUAUUCCAGUUUCGUGAUAGACCGUAGGGUGCGUUAAUUCCUUUGAUUUGCUUGAAGUUAUUUGCGUAUUUCGAUUGUUUUGGAGUUAACUUCAGAUUCAGAGGAGUUAUCGGUUUUCGUCCAGCUGUGAUCGUGUGUUCGCUUCUUUCCAUUUGGUGAAGCGCUGCUUUAUAUUCAGCAGACAUGUUCAGCCAUUUCUUCCCUGAAGUCGUUUUCAAUAUCGAUGAUGGCUAUCUGGAAGGUCUCAUCCGUGGCUUCAAGGCUGGCAUCCUUAACCGAACGGAUUAUUUAAAUUUAGUGCAAUGCGAAACUAUAGAUGAUCUGAAACUCCAUCUUCAAAGUACGGACUAUGGUAACUUCCUGGCCAAUGAACCCAGUCCACUCCAAGUGGCCGUCAUCGAUGAAAAACUGAAAGAGAAAAUGGUGCAGGAGUUUCGCCACAUCAGAAAUCAGGCUGUGGAACCACUAAGCACCUUUUUAGACUACAUCACGUAUUCCUAUAUGAUUGACAACAUUGUGCUGCUAAUCACGGGAAGCCUACACGGUCGUCCUAUUGGCGAGCUCAUCAGCAAAUGUCAUCCACUGGGAAGCUUCGAGCAGAUGGAAGCACUGAAUAUCGCAUCGACAACAGCUGAGUUGUACAACGCAGUCAUCGUCGAUACCCCACUGGCACCGUUUUUCGCUGACUGUAUAUCCGAGCAGGAUCUUGAUGAAAUGAACAUCGAAAUUAUCCGUAACAAGCUCUACAAGGCAUAUCUGGAAUCGUUUUACGAUUUCUGCAAAAAGUUGGGCGGCACUACGGAGGAAGUUAUGUGCGAGAUUUUAGCGUUCGAAGCUGAUCGCCGGUGCUUCACAAUCACAAUCAACUCGUUCGGGACCGAACUGACAAAAGACGAUCGCGUUAACCUGUACCCAUUGUGUGGCAAAUUAUUCCCUUAUGGAAUUGCUGGAUUGACAAGAGCAUCGGAUUACGAUCAAGUCCGGAUGGUGGCUGAGAGUUUCGCUGAGUACAAAAAGAUUUUCGAUGAUAUUGGUGUGCAAGGCCAAGGAGGAGGCGAGAAAACUCUGGAGGACAAGUUUUUUGAAUAUGAGGUGAAACUGAAUGUCAACGCUUUCAUGCAGCAGUUCCACUAUGGAGUGUUUUAUUCUUUGUUCAAACUCAAGGAACAAGAAUGCCGAAAUAUUGUGUGGAUUGCGGAGUGUGUAGCACAGCGCCAUCGUGCCAAAAUCGAUAAUUAUAUUCCCAUCUUCUAAAAUAAUAUUUUUACAAAAGUGUGAACAAGGGUGGGACAACUGGCAGCAUUCCUCAUGUGUGAAAGUCUGGAAUUUAUGUACUCUUUUAGUGGUGUUAACAGUUUUUGAAUGUAUACCCGGCAUCAGUGAGUAAUCCACCCGUAAACUUGUGUCAUUUGCGAUAUGUGCUUCUCAGCUGUUUGGACAUGUGUGUAACAUUUGAACGCUUCUCUAAUUUAUUUGGUAAGGAUUUUGUGAUGAUUGCAUACAUUCGGUGGUAUCUUGUUUAAUUUAAGUUUUACUCUUUAUUGUGUUCUGAUUUACGAAGCGUUGUUCAAAUUCAAUUUGCAUGCAAAGCAAACUGCG